This is a messenger RNA of Geodia barretti, 1497 nucleotides long. Lineage: Eukaryota; Metazoa; Porifera; Demospongiae; Tetractinellida; Geodiidae. The record is from the annotation of a GenBank genome assembly.
AUGAUUGAAGCAGCCCCUGAUUCCAACGGUUCCACUACGUUGGUCAUUUUCGGAGCCAGUGGCGACCUUACCAGGCGCAAGCUGGUUCCGGCUCUCGCCAGCCUCCACAGCAAGGGCCGGCUGCCGCUGGAUCUGCAAAUCCUGGGCGUGGCCCGCAGCGACAUGGACGACGAGCAGUUCAGGGCCAUCCUGGCCGAGUUUCUGGGCAGCGAAGGGAUGACCAAGCCUUCCCCCGAACAGUGGGCCGCUCUGUCCUCCCGCAUCCACUAUUUGCAUGGUGACGUUACCAGCCUCCAGGACCUCGAGGCGGUUAAAGACAAGCUGGCCUCAAUCGAAGGGAACGGCGGUUCCCACAAUCGCCUCUAUUACCUUUCCCUGGCUCCCUCUCUUUACCGAUCGGCUAUGUCCGGACUGGGAGAAUCCCGGAUGUCGGAGGAUUUUGACGGCUGGAGACGAUUGGUGGUGGAGAAGCCCUUUGGCACAGACCUGACGUCGGCCCGAGAACUAAAUGACGUUGCCCACUCGGUCUUCAGGGAAGACCAGGUCUUCCGCAUCGACCACUAUCUUGGGAAGGAGACGGUCCAGAACCUGCUGGUGUUUCGCUUCGCCAACGCGAUAUUCGAGCCCCUUUGGAACCGGAAUUAUAUAGACCACGUCCAGAUUACAGUGUCGGAGACCCUGAAAAUCGACGAACGGGGCGAUUAUUACGACCAGACCGGCGUGCUGCGGGAUAUGUUCCAGAACCACCUCUUGCAGUUGCUAACCCUGGUGGCCAUGGAGCCUCCCCAUGCAUUCGAGGCCGAGGCAUUGCGCAACGAGAAGGUGAAGGUUCUUAAUGCCAUACGGCGUAUCCGGCCGGAUGACGUUGGCCGGCACGCCAUUCCGGGUCAAUAUAGGACCUACCGGGAUGAGUCUGGAGUUUCGCCGGAAUCGGACACUGCCACGUACGCGGCCGUCCGUUUGCAUGUGGACAAUUGGCGCUGGCAGGGGGUGCCUUUCUACCUGCGUUCCGGCAAGGCGUUGCGCAACAAGUCCACGGAGAUCAUCAUUCAAUUCCGCAGUCCGCCCCAUAUGUUGUUCCCCCUGGCUGAUGAUGAAGAUAUUCCCGCCAAUACCCUGGCGAUAUUUGUUCAGCCAGACGAAGGCUUCCACCUGGAAUUUCAGACCAAGACUCCCGAGGCUGAAUUGCAGAUGAGAACGGCUGAACUGGAAUUUCAUUACCAUGAGGCAUUCAGCGGCCAGGCCAUCCCGGAUGCUUACGAACGGCUGCUGCUGGACGCGCUAAACGGUGACGCUUCACUCUUUACCAGGUCAGAUGAAAUAGAGCAGGCCUGGAGCAUUGUUGAUCCCAUAAUUGAAGGCUUCAGCCUUCCCACUGCUCCGAGGCCCUAUUACUACUCCGAAGGCAGUUGGGGGCCGGUGGAAGCCGAUCGCUUCAUGUUAACUGACGGUCGCGCCUGGCUUCAGGCCGGGCGGGCCGGUAGCGCGAUGCCGUAA